Messenger RNA from Fragaria vesca subsp. vesca, 2061 nucleotides. Its product is annotated as pentatricopeptide repeat-containing protein At4g14850-like. NCBI's taxonomy places the organism in Eukaryota, Viridiplantae, Streptophyta, Magnoliopsida, Rosales, Rosaceae. Gene Ontology annotation, biological process: RNA modification. The record is from RefSeq and is a predicted model, not a curated record. The transcript is spliced from 2 exons. The coding region runs from base 7 to 2061 and encodes 684 amino acids. Gene Ontology annotation, molecular function: RNA binding; protein binding; zinc ion binding.
ACAACAAUGCCACCCCUCACACCCAACUCCCUCGCCGCCCUUCUCCAAUCCGCCAUCGCCACCCGCUCCUCUCUCACCGGGCGAGCCGCCCACGCCCACAUCAUCAGAACCCUCCAACCCCCUCACCCCAGCUUCCUCUCCAACCACCUCAUCAACAUGUACUCCAAACUCGACCUCCCCAACUCCGCCCAGCUCCUCCUCCACCUGACCCCCUCCCGCUCCGUCGUCACCUGGACCGCCCUCAUCGCUGGUCUUGUCCAAAACCGUCAUUUCGCCUCCGCUCUCCUCAACUUCAUCAACAUGCGCCGCGACUCUGUCGUCCCCAAUGACUUCACCUUCCCCUGCGCCUUCAAGGCCUCCGGGCUGCUUCGCCGGCCGGUGAUCGGAAAACAGGUCCACGCCCUUGCCGUCAAGGCCGGGCAGAUAUGUGACGUGUUUGUUGGGUGCAGUGCUUUUGACAUGUACUGCAAGACUGGUCUGGGCGAUGAUGCAGGGAAGGUGUUUGAUGAAAUGCCUGAGAGGAACCUUGCGACUUGGAAUGCCUACAUGUCGAAUGCGGUGCUUGACCGGCGCCCGGUGAGCGCUGUGGAGAAGUUUGUUGAGUUUGUGAGGGCGGGUGGGGAGCCGAAUUCCAUUACCUUCUGUGCGUUUCUGAAUGCGUGUUCGGAUUUGUCGGCAUUAGAACUUGGGAGGCAGUUGCAUGGGUUUGUGAUGCGGUUUGGGUUUGGGAGAGAUGUGUCAGUGAUGAAUGGGCUUGUGGAUUUUUAUGGCAAGUGUCGGGAUGUUGGGUUGGCUAGGAUGGUUUUUGAGAGAAUUGGUCAGGCUAAUCAUGUGUCUUGGUGCUCCAUGGUGGCUGCUUAUGUGCAGAAUAAUGAGGAGGAGAAGGCUUGCGAGUUGUUUUUGCGGGCAAGGAGGGAGGGUGUUGAGCCGACUGAUUUCAUGGUUUCGAGUGUUCUGAGUGCUUGUUCCGGACUUGCGUGGCUUGAACAGGGUAGGUCAAUUCAUGCGCUUGCGGUGAAGGCUUGUGUGGAUGGAAAUGUCUUUGUUGGGAGUGCGUUGGUUGACAUGUAUGGAAAAUGUGGGAGUAUAGAAGAUGCCGAGUGUGCAUUUGACAUGAUGCCUUCAAGGAAUUUGAUCAGUUGGAAUGCGAUGGUAGGUGGGUAUACACAUCAAGGACAUGCCAACACGGCUUUGGCCUUGUUCGAGGAGAUGAGUGACAGGAGCCAUGAACUUAAACCUAAUUAUGUCACAUUGGUGUGUGUAUUAUCGGCAUGUAGUAGAGCGGGUGAUGUGCAAAAAGGCAUGCAGAUCUUUGAUUCAAUGAAAUCACGGUAUGGCGUUGAACCAGGGGCAGAGCAUUAUGCAUGUGUUGUGGACUUGCUAGGGCGAGCUGGGAUGGUAGAACGCGCUUAUGAGUUUAUUACAAAGAUGCCAAUUCGUCCAACAAUUUCCAUUUGGGGGGCUCUUCUCGGGGCUUGUAAAAUGUAUAAGAAGCCAGAAUUAGGGAAAAUUGCGGCUGACAAGUUAUUUGAACUUGAUCCUAAAGACUCUGGUAACCAUGUGGUGCUUUCUAACUUGCUUGCUGCUACUGGCAGGUGGGAAGAAGCCACUCUUGUCAGAAAGGAAAUGAAAGAUGUUGGCAUAAAAAAGGGUGCAGGCUACAGUUGGAUUGCAGUCAAGAAUGCAGUCCACAUCUUCCAAGCAAAGGACACCUCUCAUGAAAUGAACUCUGAGAUUCAGGCAAUGCUGAUCUAUUUAAGGACGAAAAUGGAGGAAGCUGGGUACGUUCCGGACACCAAUUUUGCCCUGUUUGAUUUAGAAGAAGAAGAGAAAGUAUCAGAAGUUUGGUACCACAGCGAGAAGAUUGCCCUUGCCUUUGGCCUCAUAGCUAUCCCUUCUGGGUUGCCUAUAAGGAUUAACAAAAACCUUAGGAUUUGUGGAGAUUGCCACGGUGCAAUCAAAUUCAUUUCAGGUAUUGUAGACAGAGAAAUUAUUGUCAGAGACAACAAUCGUUUUCAUCGCUUUAGAGAAGGUCAUUGCUCCUGUAGAGAUUAUUGGUGA